AUGAAGUUCUCCAUCGUACUGGUUGCCUUGACGGCUGGUACCUCCAUUGCUCAUCCGGGUAUGAGCAAGGCAAUGGCUGAUAUACAAGAGAUUCAAGCACGAGAUGGGCGCUCCGGACCCUCGACCGAGAUGAUCGGCGACCUGGUGGAUCUUGAUGACAGGCGGCUGACUGCCACCGGCCGAGAUAUCAAGAACAUCCUAAGCGGCCGCGGUAUCCCCCAAAAUACUGUGGCUAGCUACUGGCUGGGUGCCCCUCGUCUUGGGGGCCUCUUAUGCCGCAUGGACCAGUGUUGUGUGUGGAAACACAUUGCCAACGAGAUGCGCGGCAUGAUGGUCGGAGAUGCAGGUCGGUGCAACAAUCUUGCACGUACCUCCAUCCGUCUUGGCUUCCACGACGCCGCCACCUGGUCCAAGGACACCGGAGGCACCGGUGCCGACGGGUCGAUCGUCCUGACGGCCAAGUGUGCCCGCGUUCCCGAAAAUAACGGCCUUGCUGAGGGCUACGGCGUCUCCAUGGCCGACCUCAUCCAGUUCGCCGCCAAUACUUAUAUCGGCCGUAAGGACAACGCCGUCGAACCCCCGCGCAACCUCCUUCCUAGCCCUUUCCACAGCGCAGACCGCCUGCUCCAGCUCUUCGCCGACAAGACCUUUACAGCGGAUGGCCUCAUCGCUCUCAUGGGCGCCCACUCCACGAGCCAGCAGCGUUUCGUCAACCGUACCCGCCCCGGUGAUCCCAAGGACUCCACGCCUGGCGUGUGGGACGUCAAGUACUACGGCGAGACCAUCGAUGCCAACGCACCCCAGCGUGUUUUCAAGUUUCAGAGCGACGUCAACCUAGCCAACGACGCACGCACACGCGCUGCCUGGGAGUCGUUCAUCCCCGAGUCAUCCCAGGGCGCCUGGAACCAUGUACGUCGUUUCGUGCCCGCCUACCUGUCGUUCGAUGCUUUUACCCGUACUGACCCGAGACAGGCUUACGCUGCCGAGUAUGUCCGCAUGUCGCUCCUUGGCGUGUACAACAUCAACAGCCUCACCGAUUGCACCAAGGCGCUCCCUCCGUUCCAGCGCAGCUACAGCUCGUCGGACAAAUCUGUCAUCGACCGCUUCAUGCACGGACUGAUUGGGAGCGCGCAAAAAGUCAAGAACCUUCUGCUGAAAGGAGACAAGGUUCCCAGCAAUGUCUAG
Verticillium dahliae VdLs.17 is the source of this 1185-nucleotide messenger RNA. Its product is annotated as versatile peroxidase VPL1. The coding region runs from base 1 to 1185 and encodes 394 amino acids. Gene Ontology annotation, molecular function: heme binding; peroxidase activity. Gene Ontology annotation, biological process: hydrogen peroxide catabolic process; response to reactive oxygen species; cellular response to oxidative stress. The transcript is spliced from 3 exons. The record is from RefSeq and is a predicted model, not a curated record. Lineage: Eukaryota; Fungi; Ascomycota; Sordariomycetes; Glomerellales; Plectosphaerellaceae.